This is a messenger RNA of Mobula hypostoma (lesser devil ray), 4954 nucleotides long. Its product is annotated as solute carrier family 2, facilitated glucose transporter member 11-like. Gene Ontology annotation, cellular component: plasma membrane. Gene Ontology annotation, molecular function: hexose transmembrane transporter activity. The record is from RefSeq and is a predicted model, not a curated record. The coding region runs from base 210 to 1724 and encodes 504 amino acids. The transcript is spliced from 12 exons. Lineage: Eukaryota; Metazoa; Chordata; Chondrichthyes; Myliobatiformes; Myliobatidae. Gene Ontology annotation, biological process: monosaccharide transmembrane transport.
CUUAGGUAUUUUUAAGAUAAUUAACAGAGCAUGAAAAGAGAUUCUGGAACAAUCUGCUCAUGCACAGACUAUAUAUAAGACCCAUGUUGGAACUUAACGCUGGCCAUCCGAUCCUUCUUUUUCCCUUUGGUGCUUUCAUUUAAACUUGCAGCUUUUGUAACUUUUUCCUUACCUGCAGAAAUUGGGAGUGGCUUAGGAUCAAAGAUCUAAUGGAAAAUAUCCUGAAGGAGCUGUUCCAUCUGAAGGUUCUCCUGCUGCUGAUCAUUGCUACAGGGAUGGGAGGAACAUUUCAGCAUGGUCUCAAUAUGUCCCUCAUUAACGCACCAUCAAUUUACAUUAAGUACUUUAUCAAUGAGACCUGGUUGGAACGAUAUGGCACUGUGAUGGAAGAGCAGCUAAUAUUAACAAUCUGGUCGGUCAUUGUAUCAAUGUAUCCAAUCGGAGCUAUUUUUGGAGCAUUCAUUGCCGGGCAUCUGGCAGCAAGAUACGGAAGGAAGAACAGUCUGAUAUUCAACAAUGUUGUGGCAAUAGUGGGAGCUGUAAUAGUGGGUUUCAGCAGGAUGGCAAAGUCCUUUGAGAUGAUCCUUGUGGCGAGAUUCCUGUAUGGAGUAAAUGCAGGGAAUGGUAUGAAUAUUCAUUGUAUGUACCUUAUGGAAUGUUCUCCAAAGAAGUUACGAGGCCUUGUGACCAUCACCACAGCAAUAUUCAUUUCCCUGGGUAAAUGCAUAGGACAGAUCAUUGGACUCAGAGAGAUUUUAGGCAGUGAAAGUGUAUGGCCUUUAUUGAUGGCCUUCAAUGCCAUACCUGCCUUUAUACAGCUUGUUAUCCUGCCCUGGUUUCCAGAGAGCCCCAGAUACCUCCUGAUUGACAAAGGAAACAGGGCUUUGUCCAUAAAUGCACUUCAAAGACUAUGGGGCAAACGUGACUUUGGUCAAGAGCUUGAAGAAAUGCAAGCUGAACAGACUGCGAUAAAGGGUGGAAGAUCAAGAAGUGUGUGGGAGCUCUGCAGGGAUCCCGCCGUUCGAACCCAACUGAUUAUCAACACAAUGUUGUCAUUUUUUAUGCAGCUCAGUGGCAUUAAUGCUAUCUAUUCAUACGCCUUUGAGAUUUUCUAUGCGACAGGAAUUUCCAGGAAUAUGAUCCCGUACGUGUCCAUCGGAACCGGGCUGAUUGAAACCCUCAUGUUGAUGAUCUGUGGUUUCUUCGUUGAACGAACUGGAAGAAAAUCCCUCUUCUGUGGGGGAUUAGGCUUCAUGGGCCUAUGGACAGCACUUUUGACGAUCUCCUUUGCUCUGCAGAGUCUUGUCAGCUGGAUGCCGUACUGCAGCCUUGUCUUUAUUUUCGCUUACGUUCUCAGCUACGGACUUGGUCCAGGUGGAGUGGCUCUCAUCUUACCCUCGGAAAUAUUCCUGCAGUCGGAUCGGCCGGCUGGCUUUGUCAUCAACGGCUUUCUCAACUGGCUUGGCCUUUUCCUUCUCACGAUGUUGUUCUCCUUCCUGGUUGACCGUCUGGGCUACUUCUGCUUCCUGAUUUUCAGUGGAGUCUGCUUGAUGCUCACUUUCCUGGGCUACUACAUCAUAAUCGAAACAAGGGGCAAGACACCACUCGAAAUCACUGAAGAAUUCAAGAACAGAAAGUUCUUCCAAAAUGCAAUGCUCCAGGUGUCACCCAAUGGUUCACUCCCACAAAGCACUGUGGAGAUUAUCAUGUCAACUGCAUUCUAAUCUCUGGAAAAUGUCCUUCAAGAGAAGCGGAACUGAGCAGCAAAGUUGUACAUUGUAUCGUGUGAUAAACCCUGUGCUCCUGACAAAGGAAGAGUUUUUAUUUAGUCAAAAAUUAUACUGGUUGCCUAUAGUGCCGAAUGGUGGACAACAGGCCAAGGCUGUCACCUGGAUGAAGUGCCCCUUUCGUCCAACUGCAGGCACGCACCCUACCUGCGCAAUUAUCCAUGUUAUAAUGUUAUAUUUAUAAUUGUUUUUUUAAGACAGAUUUUUAUAUCAAAAGAAAUCAGGUAGUCACUCAAAAGUCUUUAAUAGAAUAGUUCUAGCAGUAUGUGUAAGGUCUGUUUCCAUGGUAACUUCAGUCUUCUGCUAAAUUUUAUCAACAAGCACCUGAUUGGAUGUUGUUGCAAUACCCUCAUUAUUGAUGAAUUUAAACUGCUAGCGUGAGAAACUGACAUACUCAUUGGGAGUUGCUUUAUAUCUUUUUAUCGAAAUGGAAAUGGGCUAUGUACAUCUUACUGGGGUCAUUCUUAGUUUUAAAAUACAUGUAGCACUUUCACUUCAGUUUUCUUUCUGCUAUAGCAGUGCUGGGAUCCAAAUCUUGCUGGUUCAGUACAUCAUAACUUAACAUUUCCUUUUCUCUUUGUGUAAGAUCAGCAUUUUAUUAUUCGCUGACAGGCGACAACUCACCUGGUAAAAAACUAAACCCGGGCAGUCUCCAGCAUCCGGGUCCACAUCCACACGAAACAGAAACGUUCCUUCUUCAGCGGCAGCUACCCCCAGCCUUCUGUCCCAGAAGGAUGGUGGUGACACUUGUAGUCCCCCCACUGUCAUGCUCCAUGUAGACCAUGGGAGAUGCAUAAUGCUGCUUUAAUAUACUGGAACCCCUGCUGACAGCCCCGAGGCAGAGCCUUCAUUUGAUAAUUACCCACCAUCUAUACAGGCCAGAUAGGGACUGCAGACUUUGCUGGAAAGGGUGAAAUAAAAUAACAUUCCCACCAGUAGGUGUCAGGUGGUAACCAUUCCAAGCAAGGAAAGUCCUACCGAAAUUCAAAGUAAAUUUUAUUAUCAAAGUACGUAUAUGUCACCAUAUACAAUCCUGAGAUAACUAUAACAGGAUCAAUUAAAAAAAAAAUCAACUCGAGUGCAGAAGACAACAAACUGUGCAAAUGCAAAUAUAAAUAAAUAGCAAUAAAUAACGAGAACAUGAGAUAAUGAGGUGAAGAGUUCUUAACAUUGAGGUCAUUGGUUGUGGGAGCAUUUCCAUGAUGGGGCAAGUGAAGUUGAGUGUGGUUAUCCCCUUUUGCUUAAGAGUCUGAUGGUUGAGGGGCAGUAACCAUUCUCGAACCUGGUGGUGUGAAUCCUGAGGCUCUUGUACCUUCUACCUGAUGGCAGCAGCGAGAAGGGAGCAUGGUCUGGGUGGUGGGGAUCUCUGACGAUGGAUGCUGCCUGCCUUAGUUGCAUUGAGUUGCUACAACUUCGUACCACAUACCCUGCCUCUGCUUUGUUCCCUAUCAAUUUUUUCAAAUGUUGGCAAUGACCAGAAACCUAAGUAGAUGAGUGAUAUCUACAAGAGCAGGGCAGAACUAUGGUUCUUUAUAAUGAAAGGCUCAUCUUCUGGUCCCUGACAGACUCUCCACCUUUUCACAGGCACUUGCCAGGAAUGUAUUAAUAUUCAUCAUUCAUAUAGCUAGGGCAACAGUACUGGCAAUCAACAAAACCAAAGCCACCAAACGUCCCAUUUGAUGAGAGUCUGUACUUGUGAACAGAAUCUCCACUGCACAGAUAUGCACUCCGGAAUGCAAUCUAGAGUUUACAAAUUCAAAUCUUCUCAUGACACAACAGGGGUAAUAUAUACUUAGUGCCACUUUAUCACGGACACCUCAAUAAUGCAAAUAUUUAAUCAGCCAAUCAUUGGCAGCAACUCAAUGCGUAGAAGCAUGCAGACAUGGUCAUGAGGUUCAGAUGUUCAGACCAACUGCCUUGUUAAAGAGAGGUCCUGUUACCUUCCUGUCUGCUUGAAACAGUCUGACCAUUCUCCUCUGACCUCUCUCAUUAAGAAGGCCUUUUCAACCACAGAAUUGCCACUCAUUGGAUAUUUUUCAUUUUUCAUACCAUUCUGUAUAAACUCUACCGUUGUGCAUGAAAAUCACAGGGGAUCUGCAGUUUCUGAGAUACCCAAACCACCCUGCCUGGCAAUCAUUUCACAGUCAAAGUCACUCAGGUCACAUUUCUUCCCAAUUCUGAUCAACAACUGAAUAUCUUGACCAAAUCCAUACAUUUUUAUGCAUUGAGUUGCUGCCACAAGAUCAGCUGAUUAGAUAUCUGCAUUAACAAGCAAGUGUACCUAAUCAAGUGACCACAGAGUGUAUAGGAAAGUACAUGUAAAACACAACAUGAAGGUUAGCUGCUUAUUCUGGCAUGGUCUAGAUGUGACUGCAACUCAAAGUCACAAUGUUGACUCCAAUUUUUUUCCCCCACACAGAGGGUGGAGGAUAUAUACAACAAGCUGCCAGAGGAGGCUAUGAUUACAACAGUUAAAAGAUAUUUGGGCAGCUUAAUGGAUAAGAGAGGGUCAGAGGGAUAUGGGCCAUAUGCUGGGAGAUCAGACUGGCACAGCAAGGCACCUUAAUCAGCAGGACAAGUUGGGCCAAAGGGCUUGUUUUCCUGCUUCUUAACUCUGACUCCAUGACCCCACAUCAUAACGCAGUUUGGGUGGAGACAAGGAACAGUAAGGCAAUGAAACCACUGGUGGGAAAAGGUACGGACUCCCAGUCACUGAGCUGUAGGGCAGAGCAGUCAUUAAGUAGUACUGGAGUUGGCAGGAACCGUGGUGCACGAACUGUGGGUAAAUUUAAUCUUAACAUAAAGCCAUUUCAUGUUGAUUGACCAACAUUUCCCCAUCACACAAAGCCUGCAAGUCUCUGUCAGUCUGCUGAGGAAGUUGAAUCCCAAUAUCUGCGAAUGCAGGAGUCUGCUAGAGGCCGAAGGUGACCUGCCCUGGGGCUGGAGGACUGCAUAUGUGCAUUGUGGACAUGCUAUGUUGCCAUCGGAAUGUGUGGCAACACUUACAGGCUGUCCCCAGCACAUUGUUGGUUGUUAACACAAAUGAUGAUUUUCACUGUAUGUUUUGGUGUAUUUGUCAUAAAUAAAUGAAUUCUGAAUCUGAAUUUGAGUCACAUGGGAUUAGAAGUGGAAUUCAAAGUGGCUUUCUAAUAAGCACUUUAUGUCCU